AUGACAUCUCAAAUCGCCGAUGGUUCUUCUACAACUACAAUCAAUCCUUUGAAAAAUGGAUCCACUGCCCUUAAACCACCACACCAUGCCCAUGGCAUGUCAGCGAACUCUCACCUCACGAAUGGUUCGCCAAAGAAAGUAAAAAGUUAUAAACGGUUAGAAUUAGAGCGAUUGAUAAGAGAAUUUCAAAAUAAAUUAGGCAAGAAUUGGGAAAAGUAUCAUGAGACUUUGAGUUUGUUUUUGAUAGGGAAAUUGUCGCGUGUUGAGUUGAUAUCAACGAUAACACCAAUAUUAAAGGGGAAGAAUUUAUUAAAAUAUCAUAACAAGUUGCUAUUGUUGAAUUUUGCCAAUAGUUUAAAAGACAACUCGUCAGAUUUAUCAAAUGAGUUUGCCGGUUUCUGGAAUAAGAAAGCGGGCAAAGUUACUAAAAGUAAAAACAAUCAAUUUGAAAGGUUCAAAUCGGUGAUCAUGGGAUUACCAGUAAAAGAACGUAAGAGAAUAAUUGACAUAUCUCGAGAUAGUGGUAAAAAGGGUAAAAUUGCCACCGAUAUUAUAUUGACUAGACACGCUAUUUUACCCAAGAUUCCCAUGAUUCAGGAUAAAGAGCAACAACAAUUACAAGUCAAUAAUUUGGUCCAAUGGCAGCAGGAUGUGUUGAAUGGGAUAAAUACACCAAUUGCAACUGAAAAUUACGAAAUUCCCGAUUAUGAUAAUUUGUCAAGAAUGGUGUUAAUGAUAAUGAGAGAACAUGGACUAACUGGAGGAUUGAACUCCGGGGUGAUGGAAGUGAUACUAUUGGGUUUGGAAUCUCAUUUAAAGAAUAUUAUUGAAACGGCCAUUGAUGUUGCUAAAUAUCGGAUGAACAAGUAUACCAAUGAUAAUUAUAUCCCUUAUGUGAAAUCCAAUGGAGAAGCUAAUAACACUACCGGUAAUGACGAUGGAUUACCAUCAAGUAAAGAUAUCACUUUGUGUAUUGAAGAUUUGCAUGACACAUUAGAAAUGUAUCCUCAUUUAGUUGAAUCGUCGGGUCCUAAAUUGAGAUUAUCUAACGUUAUGCUUGAGAAUGAUGACAUGAUUGGUGAUGGAUUAGAUUAUGACUUGCCACCAAUAAAUCAGGAGUACUUUGCAAAAGAGCGUCAUACAACUACUUCUAAUAAUGCAUCCACAGGGGCUACCAAUACAAGUAAUAACACAAAUAGCACAAGUGGUGCUACUGGUGGUGCAACUAAUUCUACAUCAAAACACAAAACAGAUUCGACUGCGGUAUCAGAAAAGACAGACACAAACCAACCUUUGCAAACCCCUGCUUCAACACCUUCACAAGCACCAGCACCAGCACCAGCACAAACACAAACACAAGUAUCAGCACCAGCACCAGCUUCUACACCAAUUCUAAGACCAGAUGCUCAUAUUGGGACCACUGAUGAACUAAAAUGGGUAUUACAUGAUUUAGUGUCAACUAUGUAA
Molecule: messenger RNA, 1467 nt
Organism: Candida dubliniensis CD36
Lineage: Eukaryota; Fungi; Ascomycota; Pichiomycetes; Serinales; Debaryomycetaceae
Exons: 1
Coding region: 1-1467 (488 amino acids)
Biological process (GO): regulation of transcription by RNA polymerase II
Cellular component (GO): SAGA complex
Molecular function (GO): transcription coactivator activity
Source: RefSeq, a predicted model, not a curated record